AUGCCUAGAGCUUUCCGAGACAGUACGACGGCGAGAUAUUUCAGGGCGGGGGGACCAAACCUCUGUGAGGCACCGUAUAACUGCCGCCGCCUCCCAAGCAAGUAUAUCCCUUUUGACGAUGUUGAGCGUAUCCUCCACAAUUGCAACAUCCGCUUCUUGGUAACAUCUCCAUCUCUCGUGGAAUGCACUCCAGCCUAUGACGACUCAGCAGAAUCGAUUCAAACAUUACAGGUUCUCGCCCGCAGGCACGACAAUGACUCUCGAGACGAUUGGCUACACGCAGCACAAGAGAUACACGCUCUUCUGCGCAAUCGCGGUCUGGACAAUAUAACGAUUGACAUUAUUGAUUGGCGACUAGCGCAUGGCCCCGACAUCUACCUAUGCAAGUCGAGUGAUGCAAUCUUUCCAAAAUGGGAUACUGUUCGCAAACAGAUUGUACAAAUGGUGGAUGUCUCUGGCUUUCAACUUCUGGGAUGCUAUCGUAUCGGACAUGAUUUCGGUGAGGAAAACAGCACCCCUUCCAUUCUGGUCACAGUCGACCCGAAGGUUGAGCGAGACUGGAGCAGUGUUGAGCACGAUAUUAGGAAGAUCUUAACCGAGUUUGACCUUACUAUGGUUGACGUGCGCAUUUUCAAGGAUCGUGGUAUUUUCUGUGCCAAUCAAUCGUUGGAUGAAGCAAAAGUCAGCUCCUCUCUACCCGCAGUUGAAGAGGAAUGUCCGACUCGGGUGACCAUUGGAAAUGGCGUGGGUGCUCAUAAUAGUAAGAGUUAUGGUACCUUCGGAGGAUGGCUCAAUCUACAGCAGAGCUCUGACUCUGAAUGGCAGCAAUUUGGUUUGACCUGUCGCCAUUGCGUGUUUGAUCACAAAGUGGACAGUCCAAAUGUCAGUAGAGUACAAUACUUUAUUGACUACUACAGGGACAUGAUCAAUGAGAAGAGAAGGUCAAACUCGUUUCGCACUCUGCAGGGGAUCCAAGCGACAGAGAGCCUCCCUGAGGGUGUGGCACAAAUGUGGGGGGAUCUCAAGAAGAGCCCGGGCGAUCUAGAAAACCAUCUUACAGAGUUAGAGGCCUACAAACGGGCUGGCAGUUAUGAGUUUGGCGAGGUUUGGGCUGACUCUGGCGAUGAUACUCGAAAGACGACAAACAUUAUGGACUGGGCACUGUUGAAAGCCCAUCCAAAUCGUGCAUUUCCUUCUAAUCAGUUCGACCAAUUCAGCUCUCUCGGAGAGCGUGCACCCAUGCCGCGUAUAGGACACAUCAAAGCCGGGAUCGUACUGACCGAUGAAAAGAAUCUUUUUAAACAAGGUUGCAAAACAGGCGUGACUUGGGGAAAGUACAGCAAGCUCGCAACAACGGUCUUUACAGCUGCCAAAAGCGGCGAACUACGGACAACAGACGAACAUUCAGUUGUUUAUGACAUCAAGCACGAUUUCUUCAAACCCGGUGACUCGGGCUCACUUGUCUAUGACGAAAGGGGCUGCAUAGCAGGAAUGGCCUUUGGUGGCCAAAUGUCGGGACAGAUUGUUGUUUUCACCCACAUCGACAACCUAAUUGCUGACAUUAAAGACCAAACUGGAGCUAAACGUGUCGUCUUUUACGGUCAGGAAGAACCGGUAGAGGAAUACGACAUAGAUCAGAACUAA
Aspergillus caelatus is the source of this 1644-nucleotide messenger RNA. RefSeq lists its product as uncharacterized. Bases 1 to 1644 code for a protein of 547 amino acids. The record is from RefSeq and is a predicted model, not a curated record. The transcript is spliced from 3 exons. NCBI's taxonomy places the organism in Eukaryota, Fungi, Ascomycota, Eurotiomycetes, Eurotiales, Aspergillaceae.